AGUUUCAUAUUAGGGUUACCGUACAGUUGCAGAUUGACCCGUCAGUUGUAAACUUGCCGUCAUCGUUAGUGAGAGUUCGCAUCGUUUUGGCUCUUAAGCUCGUACUUACCGGAAUAGUUGAGCACGUGCUUCGUUUCGCAACACGCUAGAGUGAAAUCUAUGACUAAGUGAAAUAUUAAAGUGACUAGUGGAAAUUUUAAGUGUUAAAAUGGCAAAGAGAAAGCAACAUAAUCGUUGUUUAACUAUCGGUAUGAUCUACAUUGUUACCAUUAUUAACCAAGCCAUGACUGAUGACCCCCGAUUUGCAGAGCCAAUUCCCAAUGUAACAGUGGCUUUAGGUAGAGAUGCCAGUUUGCCCUGCAUAGUGGAAAAUCUCGGAACAUACAAGGUGGCUUGGAUACACAUAGAUCGUCAAAUGAUAUUAACUAUCCACAGACAUGUGAUAUCUAGGGUAGCAAGAUUCAGCGUAUCCCAUGACAAUGCAAAAACGUGGUUAUUACAUGUCAAUAGCGUCCAAAAAGAGGACAGGGGAUACUAUAUGUGUCAGGUGAAUACAAAUCCGAUGAUAAGUCAAGUUGGGUAUCUGCAAGUUGUAGUUCCACCAAACAUAAUUGAUACUGAGAGCACUCAAUCAACUGUGGCAGUCCGAGAAAAUCAGAAUAUUAGUUUGACGUGUAAAGCGGACGGAUUUCCUACGCCAAAAAUCAUGUGGCGGAGAGAGGAUGGCCAAGCAAUUUCCGUGGAAAGGAGAAAGAAAGUGAACGUGUACGAAGGAGACCAACUAAAUCUCACCCGCAUCAGCCGUACAGAAAUGGGUGCCUAUCUUUGCAUAGCCACAAAUGGGGUUCCUCCGUCUGUUAGCAAACGAAUCAUCGUAGACGUUGAAUUUUCUCCGAUGAUUUGGGUCCCAAAUCAGUUAGUAGGAGCUCCUGCUGGUACAGACGUUACAAUCGACUGCCACACUGAAGCAUAUCCCAGAGCCAUUAGCUAUUGGGUGUACGAGAACGUCAUGCUCCUUCCUACUAAGAAGUAUGGAACUGAAACGAUGGAAAACAGCUACCGGGCGCACAUGAAAUUGACGGUGCGAAACCUACAGGAAGGAGACUUUGGCAACUAUCGAUGCAUCUCCAAGAAUUCUCUAGGGGAGACUGAAGGAUCCAUCCGUCUAUACGAAAUACCAAUGCCAUCGACACCCCCCAGGGCAACUGAAAUGAAAAGUAAUUCAAACAAAGAAAACAGUGGAAAGCGCAACACAAGUAGAAGCUCCAAUCAGCAAGAUCGCUCGAAAGUAGUAAUGGUAUCUUCUUCGGAGAAAGAUGCUGUUCAAUCUGGUCCAGCAUAUGAUUCAGGCGUAGGAUUUUAUACCCCUUCAACUCCUCAGAAUUCAGCAUGUGUCAGCAUAGCAAGGUGGGCAGCGCCACAAAUUGCAGCUGUGAUUCUUCACUGUUUUUUGUCGGGUACGUUUUCCCUCUCUCAAAAUUAAUGUACCAUAUCAAGUAAUCCUAUCUAGAAACAAACAAGAUUACAUUUCGCCUCUCAGCUUUUGUGUUGUUAGACCUCGUUUUUCAACAUUAUUGUGACUUUUAACUCUUGAGGGUGUCAGGUUUUAGUGAAAUUGUUUAUUAAACAAUAGCAAGUGAAUUCAUGUUCUACAAUUUUAAUCAAAUUAGUGUUUUAUUUAUCAAGAAUCCAGCGAUCAAUAGAUUAUAAAGAGAAAGAGAGAUGUCUUAAAUAUUUUCUGUAAAAUAUUCACAUUUAGAUAAGAAUAAUCCACUAUAGUAUCUUUGUUCAUAAAAUAUCCCUCGACGCUUCGAAUUCGUUAUACUGAUGCCUACAAAACUCCGAUGUCGUUUGAUGUUACUAAUAAUGGAUAUAAUAAAAAAUAAUUUGCAAAUCGCCAUGCCAAAGAAGCCUCUAAUAACGCUUCAUAAAUUCUAGUUCAGUUAUAUAUUGAUCUCAAGACCAAUUAAAAAACUUUAUUCAAGAUUUUCGGCCCUUUAUAUUGCACUGCACCAACAUUGUCAAAGCACGUUAAACUGAAAUAUGUAUAUAGAUCCAUAAAUACAUGAGUCUAUUAGUAUAAAGUACAAAAGAUGUCCGUACGUAAUGCUUUCAAAUAGAUGUCCAAAAGAUUAGAAGUAUUUCUAUUUUCUAAGCUUUUCUACUUGAUGAUCCUGCCUUUGUUGUUUUUGUAUUAAGUUCAGUUUUUCAUCCUCAGUUAUUUUACGGUAAAAAAUCUGAACGUGAUUUGAAACUUCAUUACAAAAAUUGAAAUAGUUGACAUUGAAACACAAUUUUUUUCAAAGAUUACACUAGAUAUUUCUCAAUAAAGAUUAUUUUACUUAGACUACUGUUUGUAUUUCAAUUCACUUCUAGUAUAACUAACCCCAAUCUAGUGUAUAUUUGAGAUGAUUUACACAAAAAUUGAGUAACUCACAACUUUUUUCAACUUUAUCAAGUUAUUUUUGGUUAGAAUACAAUAAAUUUUUGUUUAUCUAAAUAAUUCUUGAGACUUAAUGAUAUAUAAUAUGCAAUUCACUUGCUAUUGUAGUGUUGAAUCAAAAUUAUAUUUGAAAAUGUAUUCUUUUGUUUUUUGUUAUUGACGUAAGAUGUGGUUUUACUAUAAUUCUUCUUUUGUUUAUUUAUUAAUUCCAAAAACAAUGUAUACAGGUUGUUCAUUUCAUUAUGAUCAUUUUAUAAAUAUACGAUUAAGUGAUUAAUGCAAUAGUGACAUUUAAAUUUGAUUAAUCUCUCAUUGAUUUGUGGUAGUUAAAAAUCGGAGUUAAAAUGUACUUAGACGGGGAGCUGUAGGAUUAUUAAUAUUUUCAAAGAUUACAUCGGUGGGAGUAAAUUAAAAAAGAGUGUUCAGGUCACAUUAACAAUAAAUAUUAGAUUUGACAGACGAACCAGACUAUGGUGAAUAGGAUGUCAGUGGCCUCCAAAUAUUUUCGGCCUAAAACAUUGUCGCGUUUCGAUUGAUUUAUUCGUAUUUUUAUUUAUACAAACGCAUAAAAAUAUUUCACUUCCGCGAUCACAGAGCACAGUAAUAUUAUCUAUUGUUAUGAUUACUUCCACAUUCCUUUUCUAAACAUAUUGCUUGUGAAAAAAAUCUCUUAAAUGAUUGAAAAAAAAUGAUACUAAUAAUAAUUUAUGUCAGUUUUUCAAGAAAAUUAUCAUAUGACACGUAAAUCACAAAUAGAAGCCGUAAUGGUACAUUUAUCUUACAUAAUUUAGCAUUAUCAAGAAGUUCUAAGUGAGCUAAUUGUUUUCAAAGAUAAUCCUGUUAAGUGAGCAUAUUUUAAAAAUUGCAAUCUACAAAAUUGGUAAAUUGCAUAAUCCUACUCUGAUAAAUUGUUCUCUACAAACACACUUUUUUAUGAUAAUCACAAGAGAAAAAUGCCUGUUUUCCAAGUUACUGUGGAAUUUGUAAAUAAACUUUUACAUCAACAAUUCCUCUACAUUUACCACAAUUAUGGUGGGAAUAAAAACCGCGGGAUUAUGUUAAACCAUUGUUUAGGCUCUUAUACUCAAAUUGAAGGUGCUGUUUUUUUUUAAAUAUAUUCGAAGAAUGAUAACAAAUGUUUUUUCGCUCGUUGUAAAUAUUUAUCUUCAGUCAAAGCCUAACGAAUAUUUUUUUUAUAUUUCGUUUAAUGGCAACCUGUAUACCAUUUUCAUAUCAUUUAAUGAAUUCAUUUGGAGGCUCAUUGUUGUUUUUGUACAUAAUUUUAAUUAGAUAUUAAUUAUUUAAGUUGGAUCUCGUUGUCAUUGUCGAUAUUUUAUAUAUCAAUUUUAUAAUAUAAAUUUUCAAAUAGAGAAAAUUUCGAAAACCUUGAAUAAAAUACAAUGAAAAAGUGUGAUAAUAUUAUGUGGGAAUAGUUGAAAUUGUGAUUAACACAAGAGUUUUCUAUUGUAUGAAGAAGUUGUGAUUUGUAUAUUAUUGCUUAGAUAAUUAAUAAAGUA
This is a messenger RNA of Diorhabda carinulata, 3960 nucleotides long. It is a transcript of the gene DIP-delta, whose product is annotated as lachesin. NCBI's taxonomy places the organism in Eukaryota, Metazoa, Arthropoda, Insecta, Coleoptera, Chrysomelidae. Gene Ontology annotation, cellular component: neuron projection. The record is from RefSeq and is a predicted model, not a curated record. Bases 209 to 1483 code for a protein of 424 amino acids. The transcript has 9 exons.